CAUGAUAAUAAAACAUUGAUUGUAAGAGAAAUAGACGAAACUUUAGAAGUGCUUGACCUUUAUUCAAUUUUGACUCCUAUUAAUCUAAAAGCUACUGAAGCAAAAUUUAAUUUUUAUGCAGGAUAUUAUCUACAUCAAAAUAAAAAUAAUGAUAUAAGUUGGGUUCCUUUAUUACCCAGUUAUAUUAUAUAUACACUUUUUCAAAAAAAAUACUUUCAAUUUAAAAUUGCUAAAGAUAAAAAUAAUCAAAUAUAUUUUGAGAAGUAUAAUUUUGAUAAUAAUUUAACAUUUCAAAAAUUACAAGAUAGUUGGUCUGACUACACAUCUUAUUGA
Messenger RNA from Racocetra persica, 333 nucleotides. Lineage: Eukaryota; Fungi; Glomeromycota; Glomeromycetes; Diversisporales; Gigasporaceae. The record is from the annotation of a GenBank genome assembly.